Hyalella azteca is the source of this 924-nucleotide messenger RNA. RefSeq lists its product as uncharacterized. NCBI's taxonomy places the organism in Eukaryota, Metazoa, Arthropoda, Malacostraca, Amphipoda, Hyalellidae. The record is from RefSeq and is a predicted model, not a curated record.
ACCUUCAGCUCCACCCGCCUGCCCUCUGACGCUGCCGUCAAAGCCGCACUGAACAGCCUGCUGCCGGCCACCCUCUACAUGCGCAAGGCAAAAACGGAUGAAGACAAGUUCCAGUGCAUCAAAUUCGGGAAGAAUUCUCGAUCUGCGGACGCUGGAAACCGAUGGCUCUUUUGGCCGGACCCUCCUCCGCCGAACUACUCGCUGUACUCGGGCAAUCUUACCUUCUCCUACCUCAACAAAACAACAGCCACGUCUUGGAAAGCCAACUACACUCUAAGUCUCAACGCCCCCUACUCCUUAACAGUAACCGGUCCACCUCAGACCAUGUUCGGCGCGGGCAGUAAUUGGCAAUCAGUGAAACUGUUCCUAUCGGACAUCGGUGACACCUACGCGGUCUUCCAGCGCUGCAUGGAUGACACCAUUAUUGGUUAUUACUACAACGGAUACAUGUUUCUCAAGCAGACUGUGACCACGGCUAACAACUUCGACUGGCGCUGCAUGGCUGGAGGCCUACAACAGCUCACCUCCCUCACUGGGUGGCAGCCAGCGGGCUGGUGUCCAUAGAGCGGUCUUCAGACGUCACCUGGGCCUAUACUUUCAAAAAAAGUUAAGAGAUCGUAAGUUCAUCAGCCAAUAAUUGACGGCCUUUCAAGCAAAAUCAACCAAUACUAGAUUAGAAAAUAGAGCGGAAGUUCUUACGUUCACUUAGCGAGUUUUGAAAGUAUGGCACCUGAACUCCAAUAAUCUCGAGUGGGCAUAUUUUUGUGAUGGUGCAGCGAGAAUGUUAGUGGGAAAUUGGGGAAAAACAUGUCAAAAAGUCGUCAGAUAGGGGAAAAAGAAAUGGAAAAGACACAAGGUGAGGAAUAAUAUGCAUAUCAAAAUUAAUUUUUAAAGACAACACUUCUAAAAAGUCCAGUGUCUCCG